UGUGCGCGCGUUCUGAAUUCGAUUUUUAAAAGUUUAUUUAUUUUUUAAGUGGUUAGCUAGGGAAAGACAAAACAUGGCCUGUCCUAUGAGGUCAAUGGAAGAUUCAGGCCAGGAUGGCAGCCACCUGGGCAACGAGGCGGGGAUGCUGUAUGGGGAGUACCUCAUGCUGGACAAGCUGCUCAGCGCCCAGAGGAUGCUCAGCGCCGAGUCUUCCAGGCCGGUCCAUGACGAGCACCUCUUCAUUGUCACUCAUCAAGCUUACGAGCUCUGGUUCAAACAGAUCAUAUACGAGGUAGACUCUGUCAGGUCGUUACUGGACGUGGAAGGGUUGGACGAGAGUCACACAAUGGAGAUCUUGAAGAGACUUAACAGAGUGGUUUUAAUUCUUAAGCUGUUGGUCGAUCAAGUGAUGAUCUUGGAGACCAUGACUCCACUAGAUUUCAUGGACUUCCGAAACUACCUCCGACCCGCUUCCGGGUUCCAGAGUCUACAGUUUCGUCUCUUGGAAAAUAAGUUGGGACUGAAGCAGGCUUUACGAGUGAAAUACAACCAGAAUUACCAGACCGUCUUCGGUGACGAUCCUGCCGCCAUGGACGCAUUACACAAGUCAGAACAAGAGCCAGCCCUCCUUGCCCUUAUAGAGCGGUGGUUAGAACGCACGCCUGGACUGCAAGCUCACGGGUUCAAUUUCUGGGGCAAGUUCCAAGCGGCCGUGAACAAAACUAUCACGGAUGAUAUUGAAGCUGCUAUGACGGAACCCAACGAGAAUGUUCGCCGGCACCGCCUGCAGGACGCUGAGAAUCGCCGGGAGAUCUACCGCUCCAUCUUCGACCCUAAAGUCCACAACGCAUUGAGGUCCAGGGGUGAGAGGAGGUUAUCGCACAGAGCCCUGCAGGGCGCCAUCAUGAUCACCAUCUACCGCGACGAGCCGCGCUUCUCUCAGCCCCACCAGCUGCUAACGCUGGUCAUGGACAUCGACAGCCUCAUCACCAAAUGGCGGUAUAACCACGUGAUCAUGGUGCAGCGCAUGAUAGGAUCCCAGCAGCUGGGCACUGGUGGUUCUUCAGGGUACCAGUACCUUCGGUCCACACUCAGCGACAGCUACAGGGUGUUCUUGGAUCUGUUCAACCUGUCGACAUUCCUGCUGCCUCGCUCCCUGAUCCCCCCCCUGGAUGACGGCAUGAAGAAGAGCCUGAACCUCACGUGGGGGGACAACGUGCGGGAGAACGGGAACGAAGGCGGCGACAUUGACAAGUUGGAGAUAGCGUGAUCUGAUAACAUCUUGUAGUGAUUAAGUCUCGAUGAAUUAAUGUAUGCUGUUGAUAGGCACUGGUACCCAAUAAAGAAAUGUAUAUUCUUA
Messenger RNA from Amyelois transitella, 1360 nucleotides. Its product is annotated as tryptophan 2,3-dioxygenase-like. Gene Ontology annotation, molecular function: L-tryptophan 2,3-dioxygenase activity; metal ion binding; heme binding. The transcript has a single exon. The record is from RefSeq and is a predicted model, not a curated record. Lineage: Eukaryota; Metazoa; Arthropoda; Insecta; Lepidoptera; Pyralidae. Bases 74 to 1270 code for a protein of 398 amino acids.